CAAAAGGACUCCAUUUGCCAACCAAUUUGCGCAAAAAUAAAACUGGCGCUCGUCAGGGUCAACCGAGCUGCAUAAAACCGAGGAGGGACGACGCGUUCUGCUGAUUCCUCUCUCUCCCCCUCUCUUUCUCUCUCUCUCUAGGGUUUCUUCGAUUAAUUUGAUGGCGCUUCGUCGUCUCCUCCGAGGGAAUUUAUUCGAGCAGGUUUCGGGCGUUCGAUCUCUCUCGACUGCGGCGACUCCGAUCAAAGCUACGCUCUUUCCCGGCGAUGGGAUCGGUCCUGAGAUCGCCGAAUCCGUCAAGGAGGUGUUCAAUGCUGCUGAAGUGCCUAUUGAUUGGGAAGAACAUUUUGUUGGGGAUCAAGUGGACUCAAGAACGCAGAGCUUUGUAACAUGGGAAAGUCUGGAAUCAGUACGCAAGAAUGGUGUGGGAUUGAAGGGACCAAUGGCUACGCCUAUCGGAAAGGGCCACAGAUCUUUAAACCUUACUUUAAGAAAGGAGUUGGGCCUGUAUGCCAAUGUCAGACCUUGUUAUAGUCUUCCUGGGUACAAAACUCGAUAUGAUGAUGUCAAUCUGGUCACAAUUCGUGAGAACACUGAAGGGGAGUAUAGUGGUCUUGAGCACCAGGUGGUGAGAGGAGUUGUGGAAAGUCUCAAGAUCAUUACUCGUCAAGCGAGUAUUAGGGUUGCAGAAUAUGCUUUUCAUUAUGCCAAGACUAAUGGCCGGCAAAGGGUGUCAGCUAUACACAAAGCAAACAUCAUGAGAAAGACUGAUGGCCUUUUCCUCAAGUGUUGCCGUGAGGUUGCUGAAAGGUACCCGGAGAUUACUUAUGAGGAAGUAAUCAUCGACAAUUGCUGCAUGAUGCUUGUGAAAAAUCCUUCUCUCUUUGACGUAUUAGUGAUGCCAAAUCUCUAUGGAGACAUUAUCAGUGACCUCUGCGCUGGCUUGAUUGGUGGUUUGGGCUUGACUCCUAGCUGCAAUAUUGGUGAGGGAGGCAUUUGCCUGGCUGAGGCCGUACAUGGUUCAGCUCCUGAUAUUGCUGGAAAGAAUCUUGCAAAUCCAACAGCUCUCCUUCUGAGUUCUGUUAUGAUGCUGCGUCACUUGAAUUUAACUGAUAAAGCUGACCGAAUCCAAAAUGCAAUACUGAAGACAAUAUCUGAAGGGAAGUAUCGAACUGGUGAUUUAGGAGGCACUGCAUCUACCACUGAUUUUACCAAAGCGGUAUGUGAUAAUCUUUGAAAAUUUUGAAUUUGAGUCAGGAAUUGAAAGCUAAACGACUCAUCAAAUUGAGUCGUGAGCAACAAAUAAAGGACCUGAUUUUUUAUUUUAUGUCCAUUACUUAAUUCUGUUUUCCAAGCAAUUUUAUAAUUGGCAACACCUUGAGCAGGCAGUUGUAUAAUUUUUUUUCUUUUUUCCUUUUCGUUUCUUGUGCUUUUACUGGGUAUACUUGUCAAUUAUUAUUUGGUUGACACUCUUUUAUAGAGAUGCUUAACAUUGAAACCAGAGAGGCAGAGUAAAUAAAAGAAUGAUCUUUUUCAGUGUCUAAA
This is a messenger RNA of Asparagus officinalis (garden asparagus), 1545 nucleotides long. Its product is annotated as isocitrate dehydrogenase [NAD] catalytic subunit 5, mitochondrial-like. Lineage: Eukaryota; Viridiplantae; Streptophyta; Magnoliopsida; Asparagales; Asparagaceae. Gene Ontology annotation, molecular function: magnesium ion binding; isocitrate dehydrogenase (NAD+) activity; NAD binding. The coding region runs from base 161 to 1237 and encodes 358 amino acids. Gene Ontology annotation, biological process: tricarboxylic acid cycle; isocitrate metabolic process. The record is from RefSeq and is a predicted model, not a curated record. The transcript has 8 exons. Gene Ontology annotation, cellular component: mitochondrion.